ACCCACUCCUCUCCCUCCGCCCGUCCUAAACUCUCCCCUCCCUCGCACACACGCCGCCUUGAUCUGGCAGAGACUGGGCGGGUUCCUGCCACAGCCUUUUCCACUCCCCCUGUGUUCGGAUGACGGGCACCAGGGUGUCAUUUGCUCCGCUCCGCCGGCCUGCGAGGGGCUGCUGGACGAGUCCCCCACCUUGGUCCCCCGCCGACGGGAGAAGACGCAGAAUGCGAAGCACAAGGAGGUAACGGAACACAACCCCACCAAAGGCAAGGAGCUGGUGCGAUGAAGAAACUCCAGAGCAGAUAUCUGUUCGUCAUCGCCGCUUACUCGCUGCUGCUGCUGACCAUUCCUUACGUGCUGGACUGUCACAACGACCGCCGUGGCCCCAGGGAACCGUACCUGGUCGAGGUGGUCCAGAAGGAGGUGGAACCAGCCCCCCGCUUGAGGGAGAGCGGCAACGCGAGCAGUUGGACCCCGAGGCCGGGGGCGAAGCAGAAACAGCACAUUUACUUGCACGCUACCUGGAGGACGGGCUCGUCGUUCGCGGGAGAGCUGUACAACCAGCACCCGGGGGCGUUCUACCUGUACGAGCCCAUGUGGUUAAUGUGGCAGGCUCUCUACCCGGGGGACGCCGAGAGCUUGCAGGGGGCAGUCAGGGACAUGCUGCGCUCCCUCUUCCACUGCGACUUCUCCGUGUUGAAACUCUACUCAGCUCCCGGCCCCCUGACCACUCGCACCGUCUUCGGCUGGAGGAACAACAAAGUCAUCUGCUCGGCGCCUCUGUGCGGCGCCUACAGCAAGGACAGGGUGGAGUUGGUGGACGGCAGCGUGUGCGAGAAGAAGUGCGCUGCCAGGGACAUCAAGGAGUUGGAGAGCGAGUGCAGGAAGUACGACGUGAUGGUCAUCAAGGAUGUCAGGGUGUUGGAUGCGGACAUCCUGCUCCCGCUGAUGCACGACCCGUCCCUCAACGUCAAGGUAGUUCAGCUGGUGAGGGACCCUAGAGCGGUGCACAACUCCCGGAUGAAAUCCAAGCUGUCGCUGGUGAAGGAGAGCAUUCAGAUCUUGAGGAGCAGGAGAUCGGAGAGGAACCAGCGAGCCAUCCCCAACAGGUCGCAGAGGGCGGACACCUACGUGUCCAACGCCCUGGAGGUGAUCUGCGAGGCUUGGAGCCGAGACCAGACGCUGGUCAAAGAGGCCCCAGCCUGGAUCAGGAGAAGGUAUCUCACCAUCCGCUACGAGGACUUGGUUCUGGAGCCGGUGGAAGGUUUGCGGACCCUCUACACCUUCGCCAACCUGACGGUCACGCCGGCCACCGAGCAGUACGUGUUGAACAUGACGAGGGGGGUCGGCUACUCUUCCGACAAACCCUUCCUCAUCUCUUCCAGGGACGCCAGGGAAGCCAUCGGCGCCUGGAAGAAACGGCUGAGCUUGUGGCAGAUCGAGCAGGUGGAGCAGAAGUGCCAGAAGGCUAUGACAUUGCUGGGCUACCUGACAAAGAAACAGGGCAACACGUAGACCCACCAGCCUGUUAAUAUUCAGAGAUCGGACGAAGGUAAAACAAAAACAAAAAAACGAGAUUCACGCCAUGCCGUGGUGAAACAGGAAUAGAGUGGUGGUCUAUGUUUAAAAACUUGAUCACACUGUGCCAUAUUUUUGUACACCCCUUGAAACAAAGUCGGUAAAUAAAUAGUCAUCCAAAUCUGGGACUUGUUUGGUACACGUAAA
Messenger RNA from Amblyraja radiata (thorny skate), 1722 nucleotides. It is a transcript of the gene chst7, whose product is annotated as carbohydrate (N-acetylglucosamine 6-O) sulfotransferase 7. Gene Ontology annotation, molecular function: chondroitin 6-sulfotransferase activity; N-acetylglucosamine 6-O-sulfotransferase activity. The transcript has a single exon. NCBI's taxonomy places the organism in Eukaryota, Metazoa, Chordata, Chondrichthyes, Rajiformes, Rajidae. Gene Ontology annotation, biological process: N-acetylglucosamine metabolic process; carbohydrate metabolic process. The record is from RefSeq and is a predicted model, not a curated record. Gene Ontology annotation, cellular component: Golgi membrane. The coding region runs from base 280 to 1512 and encodes 410 amino acids.